Messenger RNA from Molossus molossus (Pallas's mastiff bat), 3370 nucleotides. RefSeq names its product folate receptor beta-like. Gene Ontology annotation, cellular component: external side of plasma membrane. Gene Ontology annotation, molecular function: signaling receptor activity. The transcript is spliced from 4 exons. The record is from RefSeq and is a predicted model, not a curated record. NCBI's taxonomy places the organism in Eukaryota, Metazoa, Chordata, Mammalia, Chiroptera, Molossidae. The coding region runs from base 1276 to 2040 and encodes 254 amino acids. Gene Ontology annotation, biological process: sperm-egg recognition; fusion of sperm to egg plasma membrane involved in single fertilization; cell adhesion.
UCAUAGUGUAUCCUGCCCUGAGGACAGAGACCAGAGGGGACAGUCCAGGAGCUGUUGCCAGCCCAGAGGAAGGGGACAGUCCAGCCACAGCAAAGGAGGCUCAGGCAAGAUGCCCUCAGGAAGGAAGGGUGACAGGGGCACUGGGGCAACUUGGUGGGUCUGUGUGUCAGGGCCAGGCAUGUCUUUCUUCAGAGAGGUCACUCUGGCUCCUGUGGGGAAGGUGACUUGAAAGAAAAAACAUUGGAGGAGGGAAGACCUGACCCCAGACCAGAGCCAAGGGAAGUGAAUUAUAGAAAGGUUUUUGAAAGAACCCUUGCCAGGGCGUGGUGAUCAAUUGCAUGUGGGAAUGGUGAGGGAGAGGAAUGGCUCUUUGUCAUCAACUCAGCACUCCAUCGACUGAGCCCAAAGGACAGAUCUGUAAUGGGUGGGAGUGGGGGUGACCUGCCGUCCUGGACAGACAAGAGGAUUGUCACUUUUGCCAGGUGCCUCCCAUGACACUCAGUGCCUAUUUGGUAGGCUGGUUAACAUGGGAGACUUUCAUGUUGUUCUUCUGGUCCAAGGGUCUGCAUAUGUUUCUGAGGUUUCAGGCUGCAAUCUGGUGCUCUAGUCCAGCUCUCAGAGGGCUGAGGGGGCCAGAGUCACCGUGGGGUGGAGGGAGGACUCGGCUUUCAGGAAAUAGAGAAGGAAAAAGUCGGAGGGAGCAAAGCUAUUAACACCACCACUCUUUCCAUUUCUGUGUCAUUCAACUAAACACGGUCCUGUUUGUGUAACAUAUUUGAUCCUCAUGCUGAUUUGGAGAUCUCAGCAGAUCAGGGCCACUGCCUUCCCCAGGAAAACAGGGUUUCUAAUCUGGCAUGGGAACCAGGUGGCCCAGGGUCUAAGAGCUGAGCACUUGCUGAACACAGGAUAAGGGUGCUGUGUGUUCCUGGUCCUUUUCAGGAAGUAGAGACCUGAACUACUUAAUUACUUUUUUAGUAAAGUUCAGAGAGAAGGUGUGGGUACAAAACAGCUUCUCCAACUUGGGAACAGUCUCCCAGGGUCCACCUACUGACCCCAGAUUCCCUUCUGAACCUUCCAAGCCUGGGGUGAGGGGAGCCAGUGUCAUCUACCUCAGGGGACCUCAGGACCCCAGCACUGAAGGAACAGGGUCUGACCCCAUCCUUCACUGUGGAUAUGGGAAGAUUGAGUCGGGGUGAAGGGAGCACCCUGCAUCGGCUCUCUCUCCUCAGGUCUUGUUCUCCUUGACCACAGCUUCAUCUGUAGGGACACAAAGACAUGGCCUGGAAAGGGACAUCACCUCUGCUGCUGCUGGUCUGGUUUGCAGCCUCCAUGUGCGGUGCCAGAGACAGGACAGACCUGCUCAACGUCUGCAUGGACGCCAAACACCACAAGACAAAGCCAGGCCCUGAGGACAAGCUGCAUGACCAGUGCACUCCCUGGAGGGAGAACGCCUGCUGCUCUGUCAGCACCAGCCAGGAGCUGCACAAGGACAACUCUCUGCUCUAUAACUUUAACUGGGACCACUGUGGCAAGAUGGAGCCCGCCUGCAAGCGCCACUUCAUCCAGGACACCUGUCUCUAUGAGUGCUCCCCCAACCUGGGGCCCUGGAUCCAGCAGGUGAACCAGAGCUGGCGCAAAGAGCGGAUCCUGAACGUGCCCCUGUGCAAAGAGGACUGUCAGAGCUGGUGGGAAGACUGUCGCACCUCCUACACCUGCAAGACCAACUGGCAGAAGGGCUGGAACUGGACCUCAGGAUCUAACAAGUGUCCAGCUAAGGACGUCUGUCGCACAUUUGAGUCCUAUUUCCCCACUCCCGCAGCCCUGUGUGAGGGCCUCUGGAGUCACUCCUACAAGGUCAGCCAAUACAGCCGAGGGAGUGGCCGCUGCAUCCAGAUGUGGUUUGACCCAGCCCAGGGCAACCCCAACAAGGAGGUGGCGAGGCUCUAUGCAUUGGCCAUGAAUUCUAGGGCCGUGCCCCAUGGGGUUGGGCCUCUCCUUCUCAGCCUGGCCCUGAUACUGCAAGUCUGGCUCCUUGGCUGAGUGGCUUCCACUACUGAUAGCUGGACAUUUUCUUUGCUUCUGCACAACCAGGGUGACCUCGGCUCAGCCCAGCUCAGCUCUCAAUCAGCAGGCCUCACAAUGCCCUGGCCAUUGUUUCCUUAUCCAAGAAGGGUUCUAUGUGGUUCCUGGACUGCUCAUUCAAAUAGAGAGAUCCACAUGUGUCUGUCUUAUAUGCCACUGGGGGAUGAACGGGUUGCCAGGGGUGGGAGUGGUGGACAUGCCUCUUUGAUUCAUUAUUCCUGUUGAGGGGACCAAAGAAGGACUGGGACUAGCUUGAAAUUCACUAGCAAGCAGCAGGUAUAAAUUAAUCCCUUAGUUGGGGCUAAGUUCAUCAUUCUUACAUCCCAAAGUGACAAGGGGAUUGGUGGAGGGAAGGUGGGCAAAAAUUGGCGGAUGAGUAAUUGGGCUUCUGGUGGGAAAAAAGUUUCUUUCCCCUUCCUUCUUUUACUAGAUGUGGCCUGGGAUUGAAAUACUGGUGAAAGGAUCUCAAUGAUGAACGCCUGCAUUAUUUCCUUUUAAAAAAAUGACAAUGCUACAAUGAAUAACCUUGUACAUAGUCAUAUGUUAUAUGACAUCCAGAAGAGGGAUUGCUGGGUCAAGGAGUAUAUGGACUUCUAAUUUGGAUAGUUACAACUUUACAGGGAUUGUAUUAAUGUGACCCCCACCAGCAAUAUCUGAGUGUCUGUUUCCUUAUCAACACAGUAUGGCAUCAAACUUCUGCUUUUCUGCUAAGCUGAUAGGUGUAGUUUUCAUUUGCCAUGUGCCUUGUCAUGAGAACAUGGUUUCUGAGAUAUUUCCACAUCCACUUAUUGAGAACUAGUUCAUACUUUUUAAUUGCUGUACAAUAUUCCAUUCUGUGUAUAUGUCACCUUUAGUCACCUACUGAUGGAUAUCUGAGGGAGGAAGGUUUGCCCUGACAUUUUUGAAAAGCGCAGGCCGGUUAUUUUGUAGAACACCCCUCAUUUUGAGUUUAUUUGUUUCCUCAUCACUAGAUUAAGGCUGUGCAACUUGACACAAAUAUCCCAAAAGUGAUACUCUGUCCUUCUUGGAGCAUCAUAAUGGGAGGUAUAUGGUGUCAGGGUUGCCCAUUCUGAAGAUGGGAACUGAUCUUUUGGUUGAUAUUGGGUCUUCCAGGUUUCUUUACUAUUUUGUUCCCUUUUGUAAUUGAUAUGCAUGUUGCAGGGAGAUACUUUGAGAACUGCAGAUAUCCUGCUCAUCAGUACACUUUCAGCCAUCAAGUUUACUAUCUGAUGGGCAUUUUAUUUAUUUAUUUUUUCUUUUGUUAUUAUAACCCAACCAAGGCUGGGGA